Messenger RNA from Fusarium subglutinans, 1725 nucleotides. RefSeq lists its product as uncharacterized. The record is from RefSeq and is a predicted model, not a curated record. NCBI's taxonomy places the organism in Eukaryota, Fungi, Ascomycota, Sordariomycetes, Hypocreales, Nectriaceae. The transcript has 6 exons. Bases 1 to 1725 code for a protein of 574 amino acids.
AUGGAUCAGAAUACAUGUCAAAAGAGGCACAUCGCUGCCAACCUUGAGCACGGUGCUGAUGGCAGCACAACCCUUCACACGAGUGUUCAGAAUGCGCCUUUGCGUCACGAUGCAAUGGACAAAGGACAGGAGGAUGCUAUCCCCGAUACAGCCGAAGUUAAAGACGUGGGCUGGGGCGAUGACCAGAUACGACCCGAGGAUUAUGCUAUUGAUGGCAUGAAGAAUGAGGAUAUCUGGCUUCUCGUCCGAAGGUUCAAUAAAAAGCAGCGUGUCUUCCAUCUCAAACAUGCCCCAAAUCACCCGGAAGAUGAGAUGGAUUUCAACGUUGCUGAAGAGGAGCAAUUCUCUCCGAACAAACUGCGUGCACAAAUCGAAAGACUUUACAUGGGGGCGACAACACCUCUCGAGACUCCAGUCCUGGAGGGAACCAAGACGAACAUCAUGCUUCUGUCUAGCGGCCACUUGAUAAAACCAGCCGCUGGUAUCCUAGGCACGGUCGACACAGCUACAGGCGCUCCAGAGAGCCUCAAAGGUGAGACUCUGGAGAGAGAAGCUAGCAACUUUGCAACAGGUCUUGUAGCGCUGUCUAUAAAUAUCUUUGUCGACAAGGAUCCUCAGCACGAUGAAUCCCAGAGAGGAGGUGGAAAGACAGUCAACCUUCCGGACCCAAGGUCGUUAGCUACUAGAAUAGCGACCGCGAAAGACAAGGCUGCUGGAAUCGAGAAACCGUCCUGGGACAAGAGCAAAUCGCCCAUGCAGGAGCUAAUGUGGAGUCAGAUGAGACCCUUGAUGCACUGGACAUGUCGCUUCUGCGAUGUAUGGGAGAGAAGUGCAAAAGUUAUUACUUUGGGUCUUGGGGUUGGGUUCUUUGGUAGUAUCUUCUUGAGAAACUCUUAUGGCUGGCUAAAGCAUAACGUGGAGAGAAUUGUGUUCCAUGGAAUACCAACAGAUUCCCAAUUGACUAUAGCCCUUUUACGACAGGGUGAACGUAACAAGGCCCCUCUGCCACCAUCUCCCGAACCAAAAUGUCCACCUCUUGGGGAACCUCACGACCUUGAUGGCGAAGCUCUCAGUGCAUCAAUUGGAGACCGUCCAGUAGGAGCGUCAUCCGAGGAGAUUCGAAAGGCUGUCCAGGGAGAACCUGGGAUUGUCCAAGACACUGGCGGCGACGACCACGAAUACCCUGACCAUGAAACUGGCGGAAACAAACGCGGCAAGCUUUUAGCUAUCGUCAAGCCUGUUGUCCAGGUAGCAGCAAAGACAGUCAUAGGCGUCAACAAAAUCCGAGCAAAGACUGGAACGGUAUCAGCUAAGAGUAGGGUCGGAGCUGCAUCGACCAGGGACGAACCAUCGAUUGCUGGACCGGUUGAGUUCACAUGCCGCUGGCAGGGAGAAAAGGGAUAUGUUUAUCUCACUACCGACACUGAUUUUCCGUGCCUAUGCUUCUCAAGAAGAUCAGCCGGCGAUUCUGAUGGUUCAAGCUAUCACGAGGUACUGCCAACUUGGACGAUACCAGUGAAGGGAAUCACAACACUGAACAAAUAUUCUGGAUACGGAGCUAAAGCGAAGCUUCUUGCUGGAUGGGCCUUGGAAAGUGAGAUUACGGAUGGGCUGGAAAUAGUUGAAAGCGAUGGGAAGUCCUACUUGAUCACAGCAAUGGCUCGGAGAGAUCAGCUGUUUAAUCGACUUUGUGCUAUUGGUGAUCAGAAAUGGAAAAUCUGGUAG